Messenger RNA from Guyanagaster necrorhizus, 1920 nucleotides. RefSeq lists its product as uncharacterized. The coding region runs from base 1 to 1920 and encodes 639 amino acids. The record is from RefSeq and is a predicted model, not a curated record. The transcript has 14 exons. Lineage: Eukaryota; Fungi; Basidiomycota; Agaricomycetes; Agaricales; Physalacriaceae.
AUGCUUGGAUUGGGUGCCCAGCAACGAAGGACCCUGUCUCAGCAACUGGAAUCUCCCGAAAGCGGCGCAGCAUGCUUCGACACAUCGGAGACGGGCGACCACCGUUUGAGGGUGACACUGAACAAGGCGCCUAUGCAACAGAAUGACGGGAACGUCCUACGCCACUCUCGACUACGUUCCGUGGCAGACGGAGCAGCAGAAAAAUCAAUAGUUGGCGAAUUCCCAAAAGACAUUCGGUCACUGGUGAAAAUUCGAGGCACCGGGGCCGUACAUGAGAGUAUUCUAAGAUUUGGAACAUACGGCCGAAAAGCAGGCCUCCGCCGUUUCAGUAACUUAUACGCGCCUUUCCGCCUUUCCACGUCACAGCACGACGUGUCCCAAAGGCCCAUUUGUCUCCGCUUGUACUCCUUUCACGACGUCGACCUGUCUCCCCCCGGAGUCAUUGGUAAAAUGUUCGAAUUCGCUGCAUUCGUCGAGUUCGCGGCGAGUGAUCUUUUCUCUAACAUUGCUCUCGGCGGCCUCUUCAUUUCCGGGCGGGAGUCUUCCUUUUUACUGGGAUCUUUGUCGACGACUCUCUGUCACUCGCUCGCCUUCUCGCUCAAGCUCAAGCUUCCAGAUCGUAUAUGCACAAAGAAUCUUAGUACACCUCCGCCUGAAGCACGGCAAACACUCUCCUUCUACUCCCGAUCCGCCGUCCUCACUGCCACUUGCACGACAUAUUAUCACAUUAGUUUCCGCUGUCCCCGCGCCAACUUUGCACUCCGAUCCACCACAACAUUGGGUGCGGUGACGACGUGUUUACCAUGCGUUCAACGCCAUCUCUUGUUCGGCCUCUCUCGUUGGGAAGCUUCCAAGCUACUUAUCAGAUCAAGGGAAGAGAUUAGUUCUUGGCAAUUAAACGCUCUUCGGGGUCCUGGGAUAAUUUUGAGCGCUCAUGUGACGGCAGGGCGGAUAGGCCGGGAUGGCGCUAUCGACGCUCGAGGCUGUCCACUAGACGAAAUAACCGUUUCCCGUUCAAAGCGAAAAUCAAGACCACCUUUUUUAUCUCUUCACAAUACUGCGAAAUCAAACGAUCCUUCUCACGAUGGCCAUAUCGGGUCUGGUUCGACUGUUCACUGUAAAACGUCCGGGCGGGUGAAAGGUAACCCCAGCGCACGUCUGGCGCCUCAACUGGCUAACGUCAGUGUUACCCAUAUAUCACCCACGGGAUGUUAUCAUGCCUGUUUUUAUUCCCUCCUCCGCAAAGAUCAAUCCUCCACCUUGACGGCAUUUGAAGGUACAGCGCCCGGCAGGAUCACGAACGAUAACAAAAUCCGCUUCCGAGCUUGGCCCGUACUCAUUUUCUUUCCUUUCUUGUUCCUCCCGUGUCCACUUUUUGCUUUUCUCGCGACACAGGUCGGGUCCGGAAUGCUUGUGAAUUUAACGGCUUUGGGGUGCCACUGUUCCGUGCCGGAUCCAUUUCUCAAGCCUCCAAGUAUCCACCUUCUUUGGAGCCUCGCGUUGAUGCUUUUCUCGUCAUGGGUAGCGGACUCACCCGCUCAUGGUUGUGAGUGGCCACUUUGGGGGACUUCUGACACUGUUAUGUUCGUGGCCCCCUCGUUAUUGGUGAUCACGGCAAUAUCGACAUUCCUGACCGACGUGUCGGACGUGUGUUCUGUUGCUUUUGUAGGCGCCACGUCCUUGUUUGCAUCACGGCGCAAGGUUGUUAUCGAUGGGACUGCUGUCCCUGCGUGGCGCCAUAGGCUUAAAAGAGCCAGACUGUACCCGACAUUCCGCCGGCACAAUCCUUGCAAAAUACUCUAUGUCAACGACGCCGACCGCCCCGUGUCCUUUCUCCAAGGCGCGAAUUCCCGCCCUUCAUACCGCUUUUGGAGUCACUGCAAGCAUGCUCGAUAUAGCCUCUCGUUUUGCGGCGCCUGA